Messenger RNA from Tinamus guttatus (white-throated tinamou), 645 nucleotides. NCBI's taxonomy places the organism in Eukaryota, Metazoa, Chordata, Aves, Tinamiformes, Tinamidae. The record is from RefSeq and is a predicted model, not a curated record.
AUGGCCUCCCUGCGCAAUGCCUAUAAUGGUCUCCCGCGCACGGUGCAUGCAGCCUCCCCGUGCAACGCCUAUAACGGCCUCCCACGCAUGGUGAAAGUUACACAGGAGCUAAAAAACAGCCAGGUUGAGCAGAUGACAAAACUCCAGGCCAAGCAUCAGGCAGAAUGCGAGCUGCUCGAGGAUAUCAGAGCUUUCAGUCAGAAAAGAGCUGCGAUUGAGAAGGAGUAUGCGCAGAGCAUCCAGAAGCUGGCUAGCCAAUACCUAAAGAAGGACUGGCUUGGAAUAAAAGCGGAUGAGCGAAGUGAUUACAGGAGCAUGUACUCUGUUUGGAAAUCACUUCUGGAAGGCACGAUGCAAGUGGCCCAAUCUCGGCUCAAUAUCUGCGAGAACUACAAAAACUUGAUUUCUGAACCAGCCAGGACCGUAAGGUGCUUUAAGGAACAGCAGUUGAAAAAGUGUGUGGACCAGUUGACAAGGAUCCAAGCUGAAUUACAAGAGACAGUAAAAGACUUAGCUAAGGGCAAAAAGAAAUAUUUUGAGACUGAACAGAUGGCCCAAGCAGUGCGGGAGAAAGCUGAUAUUGAGGCCAAGUCCAAACUUAGUCUUUUUCAGUCGAGAAUAAGCUUGCAGAAGGCAAGUGUAAAG